AUGAUGCCUCCCCUUGUCCCUCUCCUCCUCCUCUCGGUCCUUGGCUCCACCUCCGCCUCCGCUUCGACGGAUCGACACGUGAACGCGUUGGUCAAACUCAAGGUGGCGCUGGUCCCAGCAACCUCCAACGCUCUCGCCGACUGGGACCCGGCCGCCGCGCCGCCCGCGCACUGCUCCUUCUCGGGCGUGUCCUGCGAUGCGGCCGCCCGCGUGGUCGGGAUCAACCUCACAGGCAUACCGCUGCAGGGGGGCGUCCUUCCGCCCGAGAUGGCGCUGCUCGACGCCCUCGAGAACCUCACCGUCACCGCCUGCUCCCUGGCAGGCAGCGUCCCGGCGUCACUCGCCGAGCUGCCGGCGCUACGCCACCUCAACCUCUCCAACAACAACUUCACCGGACCGUUCCCCGCGCCGGCCGGCGCAGGAGAGCCCUACUUCCCGGUUCUGGAGGUCGUCGACGCCUACAACAACAACCUCUCCGGCCCGCUCCCGCCGUUUGGCGCCGCGCACACGCGCCUCCGUUACCUCCACCUUGGCGGGAACUACUUCUCUGGCGCCAUAUGGGAAAGCUACGCCGACCUCACGGCGCUCGAGUACCUGGGACUCAACGGCAACUCGCUGUCCGGCCGGGUACCUGCGUCGCUCGCGCGCCUCAAGCGGCUGCGGGAGAUGUACAUCGGCUACUUCAACCUGUUCGACGGCGGCAUCCCACCGGAGCUCGGCGAGCUCGACUCGCUCGUCCGCCUGGACAUGAGCAGCUGUAACCUCAUGGGCCCCAUCCCGCCAGAGCUCGGCCGGCUCGCACACCUCGACACGCUCUUCCUUCAGAUGAACCGCCUCUCCGGGGAGAUACCCACGCAGCUCGGUGGCCUCAGGAAUCUCGAGUCGCUUGACUUCUCCAUGAAUGAGCUCACCGGCGAGAUACCAGCCGGCCUCGCUAACCUCACCAGCCUCACGCUUCUACACCUGUUCCGCAACCACCUCCGUGGCAACAUACCGGAGUUCGUGGCCAACUUACCGAACCUGGAGGUGUUGCAAGUUUGGGAGAAUAACCUCACAGGCAACCUCCCGGCUGGACUAGGCAAGAACAGCCCACUGAAGAUGUUGGACGUGGCCACCAACCACCUCACAGGGCAUAUACCGCCUGAUCUAUGUGCGGGCGGGAUGCUGGAGGUAGUCGUGCUGAUGGAGAAUUGUCUGUCUGGUCCGAUUCCCGACUCACUCGCCCAGUGCAAGACGCUGAGGCGCAUCCGCCUUGGCAAGACCAUGUUCAGCGGCUCUGUGCCGGCUCAACUCUUUGACCUCCCGGAGACGAACAUGCUGCAGCUCACCGAGGAUCUCCUCGAUGGCAAACUCUAG
This is a messenger RNA of Setaria italica (foxtail millet), 1356 nucleotides long. RefSeq names its product leucine-rich repeat receptor-like kinase protein FLORAL ORGAN NUMBER1. Lineage: Eukaryota; Viridiplantae; Streptophyta; Magnoliopsida; Poales; Poaceae. Gene Ontology annotation, molecular function: protein binding. The transcript has a single exon. The coding region runs from base 1 to 1356 and encodes 451 amino acids. The record is from RefSeq and is a predicted model, not a curated record.